Messenger RNA from Cucurbita moschata (crookneck pumpkin), 1427 nucleotides. Its product is annotated as remorin 4.1-like. The record is from RefSeq and is a predicted model, not a curated record. The coding region runs from base 115 to 1227 and encodes 370 amino acids. The transcript is spliced from 6 exons. NCBI's taxonomy places the organism in Eukaryota, Viridiplantae, Streptophyta, Magnoliopsida, Cucurbitales, Cucurbitaceae.
GUUUCUUCAAAUAAAUCCCUAUCCCACCCCCCUCCUCUACGCCAUCAUCACUGUGAGCUUUCAAUAUCCCCGCUGAGAAGAAAUCUCAUUACAGAGCUUUCUUUUCCAACCCCUAUGGAUCAAUGGGUGACAACAGAUGAGGACAUCGAUGGACAACAACGAGGCAGUAGAACACAAACAUACUUGUUUCCCCUGAAAUCCCAAUCUUCCAGAGAGAAAACAACGGCGGGCUGGUUGGGAAGGCAAUUUUUGCAGCAAAUGAGUCGAGGGAAUGAAUUUUCCGACGACGAAAUAGAGCGUGUAACCGCCGUAGCCGCCGCCGCCUAUGCAAUUCAUUCCAUUCAGAAUUCAGAAAUCGCGAGACGCAGAAAGAAUGCCGAUUAUCCUGAAACGUCGUCGUUCCCAAAGUUUACACACCUCAAGGAAGACAAUCGCCCCCCCACUCCUCGUCCGGCGCCGGAACCUGCUAAGCUUUCCCGGCGGUUAAUAGAUAAAGAUCAUCUGCAAGAUCCUGAACAAAGCCAACGAAGGAAUGUGUCAGUGACCCACGAACAACCAAAACGGAAACCAACGGAAAACACAACCGAUCCCGGUAGCCGUCCAUACUUCAAAGAGACAGCUUUUUCCGGCAACAAACCAGACACCUCCGGCAGCCGAAGAACAGACCCAGAGAAACCAUCAAACAUCUCCGGCAGCCGAAGAACAGAAACAGAGAAACCAGCAGGCAUCUCCGGCAGCCGAAGAACAGAACCAGAGAAACCAUCAAACAUCUCCGGCAGCCGAAGAACAGAACCAGAGAAACCAGCGGUAGUCCCAAGACCUCCAACUCCAUUUAAUCGGCCGACCGACCCACAAAAGCCACUCCCAACCCAAACCAGACCUUAUGAUUCAAGAGAAACAAAAGCAGAUCAGUGGGAAAAGGCUGAGAUGGCUAAAAUCAACGAGAGAUUCCAUAAAGUGAUCGAGACAGUAUCUUACUGGGAAAGAAAGAAGAGGGACAAAGCCAGGAGGAAAUACGAUGAAUCACAGGCUGCGGGCGUGAAGAGGUCGAAGAGGGAAAAGGGAAUAAAGAAAUUCGAGGAAGACAUGGAUUUUAUAAAGCAAAUUGCAGAAGAAGCAAGAGCCAAAGCCGAUCAAAAGCGAAGAAAUGAUAUUCUUAAAGCUAAUCAAAAAGCAGAUAUUAUCAGACAAACAGGGGACCUCCCUGUUUCUUGUUCCUGCUGCUGAACACUAACGAAUUACAUUAUCAAACUUCGUAAUCACUUUGUUGACCAUCAAACUGUAAUGAUUUGACUUCUUUUUUUCUUCUUUUUGUGUGCACAUUACUGAAUGAUUGCUCUGUGAACAAAAAUAACCAGUAAUUCGUGUUGCUUUCAAAUGGGUUCUCUGUUUUACUCUGUUUUCAUCGUUUAAUUUGUUGGUUCUCU